Messenger RNA from Paramecium tetraurelia, 2724 nucleotides. RefSeq lists its product as uncharacterized. The transcript is spliced from 4 exons. The record is from RefSeq and is a predicted model, not a curated record. Gene Ontology annotation, cellular component: EMC complex. Gene Ontology annotation, biological process: protein folding in endoplasmic reticulum. NCBI's taxonomy places the organism in Eukaryota, Ciliophora, Oligohymenophorea, Peniculida, Parameciidae.
AUGUUAUUAUUAAUUGUGAGCGUGGCUGGAAUUAUCUUUAAUAAUGUCCUUGCAUUGCAUUAACAACAAGCAGGAGUGCAUGAUUGGAAUAAAAGACUAUUUGGCGAACUAAAAUACAUUCAAGUUUAGGAUUAAACUAUAUUUUACUAAAAUACGAACAAUCAACAUGGAAUUAUUGAGAAAUCUACAGGUUUUAUGUACUCGUAUAAUUUAGGCCAAGUUAAAUAAAGAAAUACUUAUACUAUGUGUGAUUCCUACAAUUACGUCAGGUAUGAACCAAAUCAAUAGAUUGUGCAAUUAUAUAAUGAAGGAUAUUCAGUGUUGACAGAAGGAGAAAUUAUAGACUAAAUCGACCAUUGCUUAAUAGGAUUAAAUGGAGAGUUUAUACUUAUAUAUGGAUAAACUAUUUUCUCGACCUUUAAUAACAAAUUCACUAAGAAGUUCGAUCAUUAAAUUAUACACGCAGGAUAUAUCUUUGAUGUUCCAGUGGUUGUUUUGCAAAAAUAAACGGAAAUUUGCAUCUAUUAAAUUAGAGAAUCUAUAUAAUAAAAUUACUGUGUAUAAAGUUUGAAUAAUGGUAAAAUUUAUGAAUUUGGCAACACCCUUGUUUAUAAAGAUGAAAAAUUUGCUUAUCACCUCAAAGAGAAAUCAGCCAAGCCAUUAGAUAUUGAACUAAUUAAGAAAUUGGAUAGAUUUAUUGGGUUAACAUAAACUCUAGUAAUUAAUGAAAAAUCAAAGAAAUAGAUAGUUAAUUUGGAUGGGUAAAUUGAAUAUGAAUUAAAUCAAGAUGAGCAUGUUAUAUAAAAUUUAGAGACUCAAAAAUAUUAUUAUACUUUAAAAUAGAAAGAUAAUGAGUUAAUUAUUGUGACUUUUGACAGAGAUACAAAAUAACAUCACUCAGAAAUGAUAGAAUUAGAAACAAAGACAUCAAUAUUAAAUGCUUUUUUGAUAGAUUAAAAUAAAAAAUAAUUUUUAAUUCAGUAUAAAGAUUUACAGACUGUACUAGUUGAUAAUAAAGGUAUUAGAUGGACAACUGAACAAUCUUUAAUUAGCAUUGAUACUGUUUUUUACGAAAAAUACGAAAAUUAAGAAUAGACACAUAAAAAUACAUAUUAUGAAUCACUUGAGAAGCACGGUACAAACAAUCCUUUGUUUUUGGUGUAAAAUAUUGUUUCAAGGAUUUUGAACGAGGUCAGAGAUUUACAAGAGGUAGCAACUCAUUUUAUUGAUAAUUUGGGUAAAGAGAAGGUUUAAACAAGAGAGAUGGAAUAAACCUAUGGAUUGAAAUAGAAGGUCUACUUUUUGACAACUUAUGGAACAUUAUUAUGUUAUGACACUUAAGAGUUAUCUUUAUUAAUUAAAUUAUAGAUUAAUAAUUAAGAUAAAUCCUUUAAAUUGGUUGCACAUCAUUAAAUAGAGUAAUACAUUCCAUAAUAAUUUAGUUCCAAUCUAAUCAGACAUUUUGAUAGCAAUGAUGCAAAGCCAACUCACGUGUUAUUUUAUUAUUCGAAUGAGAAAAAACGUUUGAAUACUUUUGUUUUAGAUUUAUAACAUGGAAUAAUCCAAUAGGUUGCAUCACAAUCUUCAAAUAAUAUUUUAUGGACAAUCCCCUACAGAGUGGAAGGAGGACCUGGGCAACAUCACAAUAUUGUAAUUCUAAUUGAUGAAGAAAACAAUAUAUUUACAUAUCCCAAACAUGAUUCUUUAAAUACAAAAGAGAUCAUCUUAUAUAGAAAUGACAAUGGCGUACUUAAAGGAUAUAAAUUAUUCAAUAAUUAAUUAGUCAACAUAUGGACAAUUAAUAUGAAAGAUGAAAUUUUGAUAAUCAGAUCUUCUUAUCAUGUUGGAGAAGAAAAUCCAAGAGUUGCAAUAUGGGAUGAUAGAAAAGUCAUAUUCAAAUUGAUUGAUCAAUCUAAUUUUGCAGUCUUAACUUCAGAUGGGGAUAAAUUAAAAUUAUUUAUUAUUAAUGCUAAGACUGGCAAAAUAAUAUUUUAGAGUGUCCAAAGUGAGGCUGACUUUAACCAACCUAUUAAUUUAGUUUUUGAUGAACACUAAGUGUUUGUUACUUAUUACAAUAAGGCUUAAAUGAUGUUUGAAAUUUGGACUGUUGAAAUCUAUCAUGCUAAGAUUGAAGUAUCAUUUAUUAAAAUGUUGGAAAACUAUUACUUUACAAAAACACCAAUCAUUACUAACUAUUAUAAAGCUGACUUUGAAUCAUUCUUCUUGUAAUAAGUAUAUGGAUGCCCUUUGGGAAUCAAGUAUUUGGGAAUGUCUAGAACUCUUAAAUCAUUAACAAAAAAGAAUUUAUUGAUUAUAACAACUUCAGGAUAAUUGCAUUCUUUAGAUCGUAACUUAGUUUCCACUAGAAGAAGAGAAAAGGCAGAUCAACCUAUAUUAGAAUAUUCUCUGUAAUCAGCAGAGCUUCCUCCUUAUUAAUAUUAAUUACCAAUUAAUUUUUUAAACAUGCUGACAUAUCACUAAACUUUCGAAAUUGAGAAAUUUUCAAUAGAAUCAACAAAUUUAGAAUCCUCAGCGUUACUAUUAGUUUAUGGUUCUGAUAUUUUCUUCACUAGAAUCGCUCCUGAUAAAACAUACGAUAUGUUACUGGAUAAUUUCAAUUAUAAUGCCCUUAUAGCAACAACAGUCUUGAUAGUUAUUGCAACAAAAGUAUUAUCAAGAUUGGUCAAAUCAAGUAAAUAGGUUAAAUAAUUUUAUCUAAAUUGA